Messenger RNA from Ostertagia ostertagi, 687 nucleotides. The record is from the annotation of a GenBank genome assembly. NCBI's taxonomy places the organism in Eukaryota, Metazoa, Nematoda, Chromadorea, Rhabditida, Trichostrongylidae.
AAGGCCAAAGUGGUUGGCGCAUUGGCUAUAAAAUCGAAUAAGAUUGGAGACAUUGUCAGCGGUAUUUUGAUCAAGCGUAAUUUCAACUACCAAGUCGUCGACCCAAAAGAACUGACCGUUUUCACGGACCUUUCUUCAUCGCGGUUGUCACAGCGGCAAUCUGUCUACUACUCUGGAAGUCUGCCAUUGCUGCUGUACAGUCUGAAUCAGUUAAAUGACGACGCCAUAUUAACAGCUGAAUUGAAGCCUACAGACACCACAACGCCCACACACGUGUUCUCUGUUUUUGGUCGUGCUAUCUCUUUGCAAUGGUGCUCGUUGGCAUCUAUUUGUGUUUUGGAUUGGGAGUCAAAUCCUGUCAAUGAUAUGUAUGCGGACGCUGUACUGGCAGCUAUCCUUCACGCCCAAACGAAUCCGAUUCCCGAGAAAUACUUACCGAAAGUGGAGUCCUAUCCUAAGAUAGAAGAUGCUUUGCUGACAGCUGUAAAAGAGGUUUGUGGAGACGAAGCGGUGACUAGAGAUCCAUCUGAUGCGACAGCCAUUCGAGUAGAAGUUGAUGAGAAAGUAGCAGUCAUUUCCUCUGGAGGUGCCCAAGUCGAUUGCGACGAUCCCCUACUUCGUCAUCUUCUCUCUACGAUUAGCGGGAAACUGCGGCGGUGUAUUGCUCCCGAAAGCCUGCUGGUUUAG